Messenger RNA from Anopheles bellator, 2118 nucleotides. RefSeq names its product pescadillo homolog. The coding region runs from base 151 to 2007 and encodes 618 amino acids. Gene Ontology annotation, cellular component: nucleolus; PeBoW complex. Gene Ontology annotation, biological process: ribosome biogenesis; maturation of LSU-rRNA from tricistronic rRNA transcript (SSU-rRNA, 5.8S rRNA, LSU-rRNA). The record is from RefSeq and is a predicted model, not a curated record. The transcript is spliced from 2 exons. Gene Ontology annotation, molecular function: RNA binding. Lineage: Eukaryota; Metazoa; Arthropoda; Insecta; Diptera; Culicidae.
ACGUGCGAUUGGGAUUCCGUCGGUAGUGCCACGGAAAAGGUGAUUUUCGUGCUAAAAUCGCGCCGUUCCGUGACGAUCGCCGCGCGCAGUGCCAGCUGCUGAUCGUUGUGUAGUUUUAAACGUGAAAAGCACUCCCGAAACGGCCACAGAAUGGUGAAACGAAACCACAAGUUUAAAUCCGGCGAGGGUUCCAUCUACCUGACGCGUAAGGCCGCCAUGAGGAAGCUGCAGCUGUCGAUGAAGGACUUCCGGCAGCUGUGCAUCCUCAAGGGUAUCUAUCCGCGUGAACCGAAGAACCGUGCCCGGGCACAGCACGGUGCGCAGGACAUCAAGAUCCUGUACCACAAGAAGGACAUUACGUUUCUUCUGCACGAGCCGAUCGUGUGGACGUUGCGUGAUCGAAAAAUCUACAACCGGCGCAUAGCCAAAGCGAGGGCCAAGAAAAAUUUGACACUCCGUGACAUUCGAUUGAACAAUUUCCCACAGUUGAAGCUCGAUCACAUCGUCAAAGAGCGCUUCCCGACGUUCAUCGAUGCGAUCAAGGAGUUGGACGAUUGCAUGACGCUGCUGUUCCUGUUCAGUACCUUCCCGGCCACGCGGGUCAUCAAGCGUGAACUGACCAGCAUGAGCCGUCGGUUGACGAUCGAGUUCAUGCAGUACGUAAUCGCUGCGCAGGCCCUCCGGAAGGUGUUCAUCUCGAUCAAGGGCUACUACUUCCAGGCGGAAAUAAAGGGCGAAACCGUGACGUGGAUCGUACCGCACUACUUCCCGUACCAGUCGCACCGCGGGGAGUCGAUCGACUUUAGCAUCAUGAAAUCGUUCGGUGACUUCUUCACCGUGAUGGCCGGUUUCAUCAACUAUCGGCUGUACCAUUCGAUCAAUUUGGUGUACCCGCCCCAGUUUCCACACUCGCUCGACUCGGACGAAACGUUCGCCAGCGAGGAUGCGUUUAUGAACGAACGGAUUGCCGCGCUCAACGCGGAUCUGAUGCGCACGGACGGCAGCACUGAUGGCGGUGAGCAGCAGGAUGAACCGGAAAUGCUCGAGUGGACCGGCGACAGCGAUGAUCUCCCGCACGUGUCCCAGAUUCGCCAGGAAGCACAAAGUUUGGCUAAGCUGAAGACACUGUUCAAGGGGCUAAAGUUUUUCAUCAACCGCGAAGUGCCGCGUGAACCGCUCGUCUUCAUUAUCCGCUCGUUCGGUGGGCGCGUAUCCUGGGACAAGCGCCUCUUCGUGGGUGCCACUUUCGAGGAGAGCGACGAGACGAUCACGCACCAGAUCGUCGAUCGGCCGAGUCUCGAAAAGCAGUACAUUUCGCGCGACUACAUCCAACCGCAGUGGCUGUUUGACAGUGUGAACCAGCGUCGGUUGCUCCCGACGAACCAGUACUUUAUCGGGGCCGUUCUACCGCCCCACCUGUCACCGUUCACGCGGGAUGAUGUGCUGUACGUGCCGCCGGAGGAACUGCGCUUGCAGGAGCAGCAGGGUGCCGAGGGUUCCGAGUUCGACCCGGCGACGAGUGCGUUGACGGCGCAGGGCCACGCGGACGCGGAGGAGCACAUUUCCGACGACGAAGAGCUAGAUCAACAGCAAACACAGCACGACUAUGCGCUCCUGAAGGCCUUCAACGACGAGCAAACGGAUAUGCUCGAUAGCGGCAAGGGCGAGGAUGGCGCCGACAAGGAACAGGAUGAUGAGGACGAAAAGCAGCAGACGGCAGCGGUGAAGGGCAAAAAGAAACCCACCAAGGGAAUGGCCGUCGUGAGUGGCAAAGUGUACAAGGAGGACGCGCAGGAGGAGAAAAAGCUCACGAAGCAGGAAGAGGCGUUGCGGGCGAAGAUGGUCAAAUCGAAGCACCGCAAGCUGUACCAUCUGAUGCUGGAGAAGAAGAAGAAAGCCCAGAAGGAGGCCAACCUGCUCCAGAUGAAGCGAGAACAGAUCGACAAGCAGAAGCAGCGCGAGCAGGUCGUGAAGCGGAAACAGCAGCGGAAGCAAAUUCUCGCGUAGAGCACCGACCAGACGACGGUGAACCGUAUUCGAUGUAACAGUUAUUCGCUUAAGCCACAUACUUCUCUUGCUUCCACCUUUUUGUGGGGCGCAAAUACAGUUGUAAUCCGU